UUCCGAUGACCUGUCAAUUUGCAAUUACAAAGCAUAAAAUUUUGUGGAAACCGAAAAGACGAACAAAAUAAAGAAGGAAAAUUUGACAAAAAUAAUCGUUCGGAACAGAAAUUAUUGCGUUUGAUUCAAAAUGAAGAUGAAUAUAACGUCUGCGGCCGGGAUCAUCGCCCUGUUAGAUGAGCCCAUGCCCGAAUUGAAAAUAUUUGCACUGAGGAAACUGGACGCAAUUGUCGAUGAAUUCUGGCCGGAAAUUUCCGAGUCAAUUGAGAAAAUUGAAAUGUUGUACGAGGAUAAAGUAUUCGGCCAGCACGAAUUGGCAGCACUUGUUGCGUCGAAAGUCUUCUAUCACUUGGGUUCAUUCGAAGACGCUCUAACGUAUGCACUCGGUGCCAGCGAUUUGUUCGAUGUGAAUGGUCGCACCGAGUAUGUGGAAACCAUCAUUGCCAAAUGUAUCGACUUCUACAUCCAGCAGCGCGUUGCAGUCAUUGAAAAUCCAACCACAGCAAAACCAGUCGACGCCCGUCUUGAAGCCAUUGUCAAUCGAAUGAUUCAACGUUGUCUCGACGAUGGCCAAUAUCGACAGGCAUUGGGUAUUGCCUUGGAAACGCGGCGCAUGGACAUCUUCACCGAAUCGAUAAUGAAGUCCGAUGACUUGAAUGGAAUGCUGGCCUAUGCGUUUCAAGUGGCGAUGAGUCUGAUUCAAAAUCGUGGUUUUCGUAACGAAGUGCUGCGGUGUCUGGUGAAAUUGUAUCGAAAUUUGCUAGUGCCAGACUACGUCAAUAUGUGUCAGUGCUUAAUAUUCUUGGAGGAUCCGUUGGCAGUGGCUGAAAUUUUGGAUAAACUCACCACCGAAGGCAGCAUGAACGUUUUGAUGGGCUACCAGAUCGCAUUCGAUUUGUACGAGUCGGCGACCCAACAGUUUCUAACGCAAGUUCUGCAAGCACUUCGUUCAACAGCACCGAUUCCAUCGGCACUGCCCUCCAUAUACAAACCACAGGGACAAGACAAAAAAGCCGACGAUGUUGGAGUACCAAUACCAGCCACAGAUGCCCAGCCAGCCAAAACCGACGAAUCGGCCAGUCUGCUGGAAGACUCGAAAAUGGAGCGUUCGAUGGACAGUUUGAACACAUCGGAAAAGCAACACCAACAGAACAUUGAAAAAUUGGUCAACAUUUUGUCUGGCGAAGUGUCCAUCGAUUUGCAGUUACAGUUUUUGAUCCGGAGCAAUCAUGCCGAUUUGCAGGUGCUCCGUUCCACGAAAGAAGCGGUUCGUGUGUCAAUUUGCCAUACGGCUACUGUCAUUGCCAAUGCGUUCAUGCAUAGCGGCACGACAAGCGAUCAAUUCCUUCGGGAUAAUUUGGAAUGGUUGGCACGGGCCACAAAUUGGGCCAAAUUGACGGCAACGGCAUCGUUGGGUGUAAUCCAUCGUGGACACGAAAGUGACUCGUUAGCGUUGAUGCAGAGCUACUUACCGAAGGAAACCGGUCCAAGCUCUGGAUACUCCGAAGGUGGUGGCUUGUACGCCCUUGGCCUAAUACACGCGAAUCAUGGCGCCAACAUCAUCGACUACUUGUUGCAACAAUUGAAGGACACUCUAAAUGAGAACGUUCGUCACGGUGGUUGCCUCGGUUUGGGUUUGGCUGCGAUGGGAACUCAUCGACAAGAUUUGUACGAACAGUUGAAGUUCAAUUUGUACCAAGAUGAUGCCGUUACCGGUGAAGCAGCUGGCAUUGCCAUGGGAAUGGUUAUGCUUGGAUCGAAAAAUGCUCAAGCCAUCGAAGACAUGGUUUCGUACGCCCAGGAAACUCAACACGAGAAAAUUCUACGCGGUUUGGCGGUAGGCAUUGCUCUGACAAUGUAUGCUCGUUUAGAAGAAGCCGAUCCGUUGGUCACAAGCUUGUCGACCGACAAAGAUCCAGUGUUACGACGAUCCGGUAUGUACACCCUUGCUAUGGCUUAUUGUGGAACUGGUAGCAACAAAGCCAUCCGUACACUUUUGCACGUUGCUGUGUCCGAUGUCAACGACGAUGUACGUCGUGCUGCUGUUACAUCGAUUGGUUUCAUACUCUUCCGUACACCGGAACAAUGUCCGUCAGUCGUGUCACUGUUGGCUGAAUCAUAUAAUCCACAUGUUCGUUAUGGUGCAGCAAUGGCACUCGGUAUUGCAUGCGCAGGAACUGGUCAACGGGAAGCUAUUGCACUGCUAGAACCAAUGGUCAAAUUCGAUCCGGUAAAUUUCGUACGUCAAGGUGCCCUGAUUGCAUCGGCCCAGAUUUUGAUCCAACAAACUGAUCAGACGUGCCCGAAAACCACGUUCUUCCGUUCAUUGUACUCGGAGGUGAUCACGAACAAGCAUGAAGACGUUAUGGCUAAAUUUGGGGCAAUUUUGGCACAAGGUAUUAUUGACGCUGGCGGUCGAAAUGUUACCGUAAGUCUACAGUCUCGAACCGGUCACACAAAUCUUCAAGCUGUUGUCGGUAUGUUGAUUUUCACCCAAUAUUGGUACUGGUUCCCGUUGGCGCAUUGCUUGUCGUUGGCAUUCACGCCAACUUGCUUGAUUGGACUGAAUUCCGAUUUGAAAAUGCCGAAAGUCGAAUAUCGGUCAGCUGCUCGUCCAUCGCUGUAUGCGUAUCCAGCACCGUUGGAAGAGAAAAAAACCGAGGAACGUGAGAAAGUGGCCACCGCUGUUCUGUCCAUUGCUGCUAGGCAGAAGCGUCGUGAAACUGCUGACAAGAAAGACGAUGAUAAAAUGGAAGUGGACGAGGAUGUGAAGGAAGUAAUUAAAGAAGCAGAGGAAAAAAUCGCCGAUGUCGCCUCACCGACAACUGCUACAACUUCUGUCACAGCAUCUGUCAUCACACCAUCAAAGGCCGACAAAGAAGCGAAGGAUAAGAAAGACAAAAAAGACGAUAAAAAAAGCGCUGCGUCUACGCCGGUUGGAAAAGGGAAGGACGAAGAUGCCAGCAAGGAAGAGGAAAAGGAGUCACCGAAACCGGAGCGUAAGGAACCUGAAGCCACAUUUGAGAUCUUACAGAAUCCUGCACGCACUCUGCGUCAACAAUUGAAAGUGGUUAGUCUUGCCGAAGGCCAGGACUACAAACCGAUGAAAGACGUGACAAUUGGCGGUAUCGUAGUUUUGCAUCACUUGUCUGCAGGCGAAGAAACUCUGGUAGAACCAGUUGCCGCCUACGGUCCGAAGAGUGACGACGCGAAAGAAGAACCGGAAGCACCGGAACCAUUCGAAUACAUCGAAGAUUAGAGAUAAUGCCCGGUUUACAAUAUUGUGUUGUGGUUUGUGCUUUCUUACAUCAAAUUUGAAUAAAAUGUUUCAAUUUCAA
Bradysia coprophila is the source of this 3338-nucleotide messenger RNA. RefSeq names its product Regulatory particle non-ATPase 2 (gene Rpn2). Gene Ontology annotation, molecular function: enzyme regulator activity. Gene Ontology annotation, cellular component: nucleus; proteasome storage granule; proteasome complex. The record is from RefSeq and is a predicted model, not a curated record. NCBI's taxonomy places the organism in Eukaryota, Metazoa, Arthropoda, Insecta, Diptera, Sciaridae. Gene Ontology annotation, biological process: proteasome-mediated ubiquitin-dependent protein catabolic process; regulation of protein catabolic process.